AUGGAUGUGAGGUUGGUUAGAAUACCUAUCAACACUGUUGGUAGUGCUUACUUGCGUUUGGCAAAGGUGCUUCUCGAGAGUUUAUGUGAACAUAGUAUUACGACGGAAAAGGCCAAGAUUUACAAUUUGGCGGAGACUUGUGAAGUUGUAAGUUUUUUGCGGUUUAGAAUGAUAUCUAGUUACUGACAAGUGUUUUACAGCCUAACUGAUAGUGAUUUAGGAAAAAAAAGAUUGUGUAGUAUAUUUUGGAUGGUAAUCUAUCUAUUUUUCAGUCAUCUGGAUCAGCUACAACUCAAAAUGUCGGGAUUCUUGUAUAUGGUUCGAACAUUUUUGUCAACAAUUUGUUGAAAGCUUGAAGAAGAACAACACAUUACAGUACUUUAUGGGCAAAACCAGACCCGGAGGUUUUUGUGAUGAGGAUCUGUGAAAGGAAAUCACCGACAUUGCUUCAUCUCACAUCAUUUCUUUGAUCAGAAGAACUCAUGGCAAAGGUAAUGGCUACUACUAUAUUCAAAAUGUCUUAUCUCAGUCUAUGUUUAUUUUGGUGCUUUAAACUUUGAGCACUGACUAGAUUAUAUAAGAGUAUUCGCUAGCAAAUUUUGUGAUUUAGCACUAUGUUAUUGGAUCUCACUGUAAUUUCGUUUUUAGAUUGCGGCAACAUUGAUUAUUUGAAAGGAGGUCCGGACAAGCUCAAAGAAAACGUCAAAGACAAUCUUUAUGGCCCAUUCAUGUUGGACAAUAUUGCCAACAGAUUUGGUAUUCACUUCACCUAUCUUGGUACUGGCUGUUUUUUCAAGUAUGCCAAGGAUGGACCUUAUUAUACUGUAAGUGUAAGAGAAGAGGGGAGGUGGGGAACUUGAUGAUGACCAAAAGACUUCUUUAUAUUAGUUUGUAAAAAUAAUUCUGUGCCCUCUAACUAUAAAAAUUUGCUUUGAGAGAGGGAAUUGAAUUGAACUUUGAUAAUAUUAAUGGCAUUACUUUUUAGCACAUUAUUCAUUUGAUCUUCAUCUUGGGUUGA
Bursaphelenchus okinawaensis is the source of this 1018-nucleotide messenger RNA. The record is from the annotation of a GenBank genome assembly. Lineage: Eukaryota; Metazoa; Nematoda; Chromadorea; Rhabditida; Aphelenchoididae.